CAAGACAGGAAGAGUUUGUGUGUUGUGUGUCCAACCCAAGCUAGCAUCCAGUGGAAGCUUGGAAGGAUUACUAAGGCCAAGCAAGCAACACCAAAUUGGUCCAAUUAAUCUGCACAGGGACUUCAACGGGCCAGCUGAAGGAUCUUCUUGGCUCCAGCGCAGGGAUGCAUCGUCCCGGGUGGCUCCUUGGACUGCUGUGUGGUCUGGCCAGUGUCAUCGCGUGCGUCUCUGGCUGUCAUUGUGACAGAUACCCCUGGUCACAGUGGAGCGCCUGCUCAAAGACCUGCAAUCACGGCACGCAGAGUCGGCGCAGGGCCAUUUCGUUUGACGAGUACUACUCGAAAAACAACUGUAAUGAGCUCUGUCAGAGCAAUGAAGUCCGAGCUUGUAACGAGAAGGCAUGUCCAAUCAACUGUCGGCUGACGCCAUUUGGACCCUGGUCUGAGUGUUCCCCAUGCGCCAAGAAGCAGUUCCGGAUGCGGACGGUGGAGACUCCAGCUCAGUUUGGGGGUGUGGACUGCUCAGAGCCCCUGAUGGAGGAGAGGCCCUGUCACUCAGCGCAGGAGUGCAGGAUAGAGGAGGUCAACUGCAGAGAGCUCUUCAAGUGUGACAGCGGUCGCUGCAUUGACCCCCGCCUUGAGUGCAACUCACAGAACGACUGUGGGGACAAUUCGGAUGAGCGCAACUGUGCUCGAAUAAACCCGGUGUGCAAAAGCAAGCGGAGAUAUGCCCCCAUCCCGGGAGCUGAGCUAACUGGAAAUGGGUUUAACAUCAUGGCCGGGGAGAUGCGGGGUGCCGUGUUGGACAGCUCCUUCAUGGGGGCUGACUGCACGGUGAACAGGAGUAAGGAGAACAGGGUGGCAUAUCGCAUACCAGCCAACAUCCAGGCCUAUGAACUCAAAGUGGAGUUCCUGGAGGAUUUCAAGAACGAGGACCCCGCUGAGGUGCAGAGCACGCCGUUUUCUUUCACAGAGAGCUUCUCAUCAGCCCCUACCCACAGGGACUCCUCGGGUGGCCUGAACCUGUGGAUAGUUGACUUUUCAAGCAAACGACACAGCAGCCAAAGCUCAACCUCAAAGAACAUGAUAACGGCUUCUCACAAGAAGGACUCCAGGUUCUUCAGAGUACACCAACUGCUGGCCACGUCAACCUUCAGGACCAAAGAGUCGGACCUGUACCUGUCUGACCCCUUCCUGACCUUCCUACAUCACCUGCCCCUGGAGUACAACUACCCCCUCUACAGACAGCUCUUCCAGCAGUUUGGGACCCACUACUUCAAAGCAGGAACCCUGGGUGGCAUCUACGACAUUCUCUACCAGUACAACAGUGAGGAGCUCAAGAACUCAGGGCUGAAGACCGAGCAGGUCAGCUCAUGUCUCAGACAGGAGUCUCACAGGUCUUUCCUCUGGGGUCUCAUAAGUUCUUCCUCAUCCUCCUUUAACUGUGGCACGACUACGAUGACAGAAAAAUAUGAAGGCUCCUUCUUCAAGGCGUCGGAGCGCUCCAUCUCCCGAGUGCAGGGUGGCCGGGCAGCAGAGGCAGCCGCGCUGGCCUGGACCAAGGACCAGGUGGCCCCUGACAGCACCACCUACACCAACUGGCUCAAGUCCACCAUAGACAACCCCACUGUGGUGGAGUAUGAGCUGGCCCCUCUGAUAGACCUGGUGCGGGGCAUCCCUUGCGCGGUCACCAAGAGGAGACACAUGGUCACAGCUCUGGAGCAGUACCUUCAGGAGUUUGACUCCUGCCAAUGUGCCCCCUGCCCAAACAACGCCCUGCCCGUCCUGUUGGGCACCGAGUGCCUUUGUGUGUGCCAAACGGGCACCUACGGAUCCAACUGUGAGACCCGGGCACCCGAUUACACCUCAGAGGCUGUGGAUGGGCGUUGGAGUUGCUGGAGUGCCUGGAGCCCAUGUGAUGCCAACCUGAAGAGGCACCGCAGCCGCCAGUGCAACAACCCCUCCCCCAUCAGGGGGGGCAAGGCCUGCCAGGGCGCCGCACAACAGACUGAGGAGUGCCCCGUCUCCAUCUUCGAAAAGCAGAACGUUUGCAUAAACGACGAUGACUUUGUGAUCGAGGGGGAUCAGGAUCCAGUGGUUCCAGAGUCUGGCUGCCCCAAACCAAAGCCCCCAACCAACAGCUACCUCAGGAUCAGCAAGCAGCAGUAUGACUAUGGCGAGCUAGAGGAGUUCCUGUGUAUGUCUGGCUUCGAUCGGGAGGGAUACCAAUACAUCCACUGCCUACCUGACGGCACAUGGGAGGAACCUAAAGGCAAAUGCAUCAAGAAGGUCUGUGUGAAGCCUUCCCUGCCGGCAGAGAUAUCGAUGUCUCCGACGAAGGACGAGUACCGGGUCGGGGAGAGUUUCGGUGUGAGCUGUGCGGCCCGUGGCCAAAGUCCCUCUGGGUCUCGCUAUUACACCUGCACAGCCAGUCUCACCUGGGACCCCCAGCUUCCUCUGGACAUCUCCUGCCAGGAAGAUAAUCCGUUUGUCCCUGACAGCAGCUGUGGCAGGGGAGAGAAGAGAGACGGCUCUGGGACAUGUGCCUGCAUACCACGGGAGGACUGCCGAACCUACAAGAAAGACGUGUGUGUUCUGGAUGCGACGGCGGACUCCUUCUCCAUGAUGUCCGAGUGCAGCUUCCUCUCCGGCCGUUGUCAUGGUGAUGGGCUGUUCUUGGCGAGUGCCGGCCCGUGCCCGAGCGACCAGGCCAGUCGAGACUGGGUCCGCUACCGUGCUCAAACGGCCCCCCAGAGCACCCUGCAGCAGGCCUGUGGGGCAGACACCUGUUACGACUGGGAGAACUGCUCCUCAGGGAGGUGUGAGUGUAAGUUCCCGCGUGACUGCCCUAAGGAUGCUGUGGCUGCCUUCUGCCUGAGGAUGACCAGGACCCAGAGCCAGAGGAGCAUGGGGCUCUGUGCCACGGCCGCCAUGAGGUGUCUCAAGAUGGAGUUUGCCAUCCUGAAGGAGGGGCCGUGUUCAUGAGGAGGAUGUAGAUUAUUUUUUCUCUACGGGGCCUCUACAUCACCAAAGUAGCGUUAAUCCUCAGUCAUUCUACAGUUUGGAAGAAGAAUUGUCUUUUACUUGCACUACAGAGAUAUGGCCCACUUUUCCAUUACUAUUGCAGCCCAUGGUAGGCAAAGGGAAGUGAAGUGGUAUUUGAAAAGAUUGUGUUAAGUGUGAAAACUACAUUCUGUUGUACAGUAUAUAGUAUUGUAGAAGCAUACCCUCACAGAGUAACAUGAUACACAGAGAUAAAUGAUUUACUGUGCAAUUCUGAAAUUCCUUUGUAAUGACUUCGGUUGUGUGUUCAUGCAGGACCGUAUUAAGCCAUUGUGGUGCCCCGGGCACUAUACACGUAUGUCACAGGUGCCCCUUUAUGAGCAAUAUUUGUAAAGUUUGUGUCUUGUGGUGCCCCCUCAAUGGUCAAAAAUGCAUGGUGCCCCUAGGCACUGUGCCACCUGGCUCGUAUGCAUAGUCCAUGGUUCAUGAAAAGUUCACACACCUGUCUGACUGACACCAGAGCUCCACUUCAUCUGUGUAUAAAUGCUCCAACCUAUUGUUGUAGCUAUGUUAUAUGUGUUGUACACAGUAUAUCUGAUCUUUGAUUUUGUAUUAGUGGCUAUAUAACACAAAUAGCAAAAACAUUUUUUAAAGUUGUAUAUUUUCACGAAUCAUUUUCCAGAACUGUUAAAUAAAACAAAUACAAUCUUGA
Molecule: messenger RNA, 3714 nt
Organism: Engraulis encrasicolus (European anchovy)
Lineage: Eukaryota; Metazoa; Chordata; Actinopteri; Clupeiformes; Engraulidae
Gene: c6.2
Product: complement component 6
Exons: 18
Coding region: 165-2984 (939 amino acids)
Biological process (GO): complement activation
Cellular component (GO): membrane attack complex
Molecular function (GO): protein binding
Source: RefSeq, a predicted model, not a curated record